This is a messenger RNA of Phodopus roborovskii (desert hamster), 2869 nucleotides long. It is a transcript of the gene S1pr5, whose product is annotated as sphingosine-1-phosphate receptor 5. The transcript has a single exon. Gene Ontology annotation, molecular function: sphingosine-1-phosphate receptor activity. The record is from RefSeq and is a predicted model, not a curated record. The coding region runs from base 542 to 1744 and encodes 400 amino acids. Gene Ontology annotation, biological process: G protein-coupled receptor signaling pathway. Gene Ontology annotation, cellular component: membrane. NCBI's taxonomy places the organism in Eukaryota, Metazoa, Chordata, Mammalia, Rodentia, Cricetidae.
AUGGUGCUCCUUCCUUGUUGCAUGCCCCUGUCUGAGGUUGUAUAGCCAUGAUUUCUUGAAUUCUCUUUUGUUUAGGAGGACGUGUCUGGAUGUGUCUGAGCUUUUGUGUUAUUGAGUUUCUUUUUAUCAACUUGAGAUGAGUUCUCCGAGCCCAAGCCGAUUAACCUUCGCUACUGACCCUCCUGCCUCCAUCUAUCAAGUCCUAGGGUGACAAGUGUGCACCAAAGGCCCUCCCCCACUUACUCCUCCUGUCUGCUCUGGACUGCUGGGAUCACAGGGGCGAGGCCACCAUAGCUAGUUUUACUUUUUUAAAAUAAAUACUUUAUAGACUUUUAUUUACUUUCUAUUCAUGUGUGGAGGGUCAAAGGACAACUUUUGGUGUGUGAGAAGGCUCAGGGGUUAGGAACUCUCUUCCAGGGCUCUUUCUCUAGAAUUCCUAGAUCCUAACUGUCUUUGCCUUCUGUAGACUUUCGCACAGUGCUCCAGUGAACAACCAGCAGGACACAGCAGCGACCUCUCUGCUGUGGGUGGCUUGUGGCCCAUGGAGCCCGGGCUGCUGAGGCCCGCGCCGGUGAGCGAGGUCAUCGUCCUUCACUACAACUACACCGGCAAGCUCCGUGGGGCGCGCUACCAGCCCGGCGCCGGUCUGCGCGCAGAUGCUGCAGUGUGCCUGGCUGUGUGCGCCUUCAUCGUGCUGGAGAACCUGGCGGUGCUCUUGGUUCUGGGCCGCCACCCUCGCUUCCACGCGCCCAUGUUCCUGCUCUUAGGCAGCCUCACCUUGUCGGACCUGCUGGCGGGGGCGGCCUACGCCACCAACAUCCUGCUGUCGGGGCCGCUCACGCUGCGCCUGUCACCCGCGCUCUGGUUUGCGCGCGAGGGGGGCGUUUUCGUGGCUCUCGCAGCUUCGGUGCUGAGCCUCCUGGCCAUUGCGCUGGAACGCCACCUCACCAUGGCCCGUCGAGGACCCGCACCCGCUGCCAGUCGCGCUCGCACGCUGGCGAUGGCUGUGGCCGCCUGGGGCGCAUCACUGCUCCUCGGGCUGCUGCCGGCGCUGGGCUGGAACUGCCUGGGACGCCUAGAAACCUGCUCCACCGUGUUGCCGCUCUAUGCCAAGGCCUAUGUGCUUUUCUGCGUGCUGGCGUUCCUGGGUAUCCUGGCUGCCAUCUGUGCGCUCUAUGCAAGGAUUUACUGUCAGGUGCGAGCCAACGCUCGUCGACUGCGGGCUAGGCCCGGGUCCCGCAGGGCCACUUCGUCCUCGCGAUCGCGGCACACUCCACGGUCGCUGGCCCUGCUCCGCACUCUCAGCGUGGUGCUCCUGGCCUUCGUGGCCUGCUGGGGACCUCUGUUUCUUUUGCUAUUGCUAGAUGUAGCGUGCCCAGCCCGCGCGUGUCCCGUGCUCCUGCAGGCCGACCCCUUCCUGGGUUUAGCUAUGGCUAACUCGCUGCUGAAUCCCAUCAUCUACACGUUCACCAACCGAGACCUGCGCCACGGGCUCCUGCGGCUGCUCUGCUGUGGCCGAGGGCCCUGUAGCCAGGACUCCUCCAAUAGCUUGCAACGAUCCCCCAGUGCUGCUGGGCCUUCAGGUGGUGGCCUACGACGGUGCCUGCCACCAAGCCUGGAUCGCAGCUCCAGUCCAUCAGAACAUUCAUCUCCCCACCAGGACAGGUUGGACACUAGCUGCUCUACAGGCAGUCCCGGAGCAGCAACCGCCAACCGGACCCUGGUGCUUGCUGCUACAGACUGAUGCUCCCCAGACUGAUUCUCCAAAUAAGCGCAUCAUAUGUAGGAAAUGCCGAGGACGACAGGGACAGAAAAGAAGGAAGGAAAAUUGAUUGACUGUCCCAUUAACAGCAACAGACAAAAAUGCAUGCCUCUUGUACGUUUGACAUGGACAAUGAUAAUGAGAAACAUUUACAGUUGGUGAUGUCACCUGAGCUAGUAAUCCUGAAGCAGAACCAUUCAGUGGUGUGACUGGAGCAGAAGUUGAGGAGGAGUCCCACGCAGAGAUGUGAGAUGACAGGGCAGAUUGUGGGAAAUCCUGUUGAUUCUGAGGAAGGCCUGUGAUUUGACUCUGAGUGAAGUGGAAGCCACAGAGAGUUCUAAACAAAGUCGGGACUUGCCCGGAUUCAGAACUCCACAGGUACCCUGAGUUUAAGGGACAUGACUGGAAGAUGAAGGAUUUUGUAAAGGGGAGGGGUUCCCCGCAUGUUUAGAAGCAGGUGAAGUCUAGAUAGGGUGUGCCAGCAGGAUGAAUGACUGGCUACAGAGGCAGAGUUGAGGAGAACGACAGCAAGGUGACCCUGGAGCCUUUGCCAGAUCUCAGCUGCUAAGUUUUCAGACUGUGGAGUCAGGUUCUUCAUACAAAAUACAACUACAAUUAAAACAAUUAGAGCUGCUGGCCUCACUGUGAUCUUUCAGAAUAAAUGCAUUCAUCUAUUUAUUUAUUAUUUUAUUUUCCCCAGACGAUCCUAAUCAUCAUAUUUUAAAGUGUUUAUUUGCCAGGCAAUGGUGGUGCAUGCCUUUAAUCCCAGCACUUGGGAGACAGAGGCAGGCAGAUCUCUGUGAGUUCCAGGCCAGCCUGGUCUACAGAACUAGUUCUAGGACAGUCAAGGCUACACAAAGACACCAUCUUGAAAGAUGGGCUAGAGAGAUGCCUCAGCAGUUCAGAAUACUUGUUGCUCUUGCAGGAGACCUGGGUUUCAUUCCCAGCACCCAAGUGCUGCUCCUGGCCUUUAUAACCAUUAGUAACUUCAGUUCCAGGGAAUCCAGUGUCCACAUCUGAACUCCAAGAGCACCAGACAUUCAAAUGGUACACAGAAAUGAAUACUAACAAAACACUCACACAUAAAGUAAAUAAAUAUUUUUAAAA